AUGUGGCGCCCAUUUUUAGCAAUAGCAGCUUUGCUUAAUCUCGCGGGCGCAUUCAGGGACUCGGAACCCACCGGCCCUUGGCCUACGGAGCUCUAUCGCACCUCUUCUGUCUUCGGCACAUCUACGUACUCUGUCCGCAGCAGUAAAGCUUGCAAAGAUGGUCUAUACACAUUUCUUUCUCCCCGCGGGGAGGGCGUCGCAGCGCGCGGCCCGACAAUCCUUGAUCAUGAGGGAGAGCUCGUGUGGACGACUGAAUCUAGUAGUACUUACGGGGCCGCAUAUAACCUAGAUGUUCAGGAGUACAAGGGGAAACAGUAUCUCACAUUCUGGGAGGGAGAUGACAAGGCCGGUGGUCAUGGCGAUGGUAUUAUCCACAUGAGGGGUUUCCCCCGUUGGGGAGAAUUUCAAAAAAAUCCCAAAGACCCGGGGGUUUUUACCGGUUAA
Messenger RNA from Aspergillus nidulans FGSC A4, 444 nucleotides. RefSeq lists its product as uncharacterized. The coding region runs from base 1 to 444 and encodes 147 amino acids. The record is from RefSeq and is a predicted model, not a curated record. Lineage: Eukaryota; Fungi; Ascomycota; Eurotiomycetes; Eurotiales; Aspergillaceae. The transcript is spliced from 2 exons.